Molecule: messenger RNA, 645 nt
Organism: Cetraspora pellucida
Lineage: Eukaryota; Fungi; Glomeromycota; Glomeromycetes; Diversisporales; Gigasporaceae
Source: the annotation of a GenBank genome assembly
AUGAAUUCCAAUCGUAUUGAAGAUUAUUUUACUCAAGAAUUCUUUGAUGAUUUUAGAGAGUCUGAACCUGAACCGACUAUUACUUCACCUGGCUAUUCUAGCAACAAUGAAUCUUUAUUUGCAAAUGAUCUUUUAGUCAUAGAUGAUAAUUUAUUUGUAGAUGAAGAUUCACAUAUAAAAGAAACUUUAUUAACUAAUGAAAGUUUAUCAAAAAGUCAUAAUUUAUCAGCAACAUAUAAUAUUCAUAAAUUUUCUGUUUGGUCAUAUUUUAAAAAACAUCAAGCUCCAAACAAAAAGAGUAUUGAGGUUACUACAGCCUUUUGCCAUAUUUCUGGAUGUAAAGUAUUAUGUGCUUAUCACAGAUCAACAACAAAUUUACUAGAUCACCUUCGAAAAAAACAUAAUAUAACUAAAGAAAGUGAAUAUAAUAAAUAUAUUCAACAGAAUAUUUCUGAAAAAAAACUUAUUCAACAAAAGCUUGAACAUAUUCUAAUAAAGCUACAUGAUUUAAGAAAACAAGAAAAAAUAAUUCAAAAGCUUUUAAAGCUAAUUGUUAGAGAAAAACUUCCUCUUAUUCUUAUAGAACGCAAAGGUUUAGAGAAUUUGUUAAUUAUAUUGAUCCUUGCUUUAAAAUUCCAUGCGUAA